CGACGAGUGCAUACGUGGCGCUGUGGUAGUAACAUGCCACUCUGAAGUGGCAAAAGUAAGAAAAAGUGUAUGUUGUUUUUAAUUGGUUUGUAUUGUAAUUUGAUAAAAUGAGGUGGCUUAUUUCGUGUUUGCUCCUAAUUUUUCUGAGCUCAAAUGCAAAUUGCUAUUUCAUUACCGUGGAUGCACAUGCCGAAGAAUGCUUCUUUGAGACGGUGGAAGCGGGCACAAAAAUGGGACUCACAUUUGAAAUAGCAGAAGGUGGAUUUUUAGAUAUAGAUGUAAGAAUCAUUGGGCCUGAUGGAAAGAUAAUUUACCAAGGGGAUCAAGAAAGCAGUGGUAAAUAUACGUUUGCUGCACAUCUUUCUGGUGCUUAUACGUACUGUUUUGGUAAUCAAAAAAGCAGUAUGACACCAAAAGUUGUUAUGUUCAAUAUGGAUGUCGGUGAAUCUCAGAAGCCUAUAGAACAAACUUCAGAUGGUAAAAAUCCUGAGGAUGCAAACCAUAAUAAAAUAGAUGAUAUGAUUAAAGAAUUAAGUACUAGUUUAUGGGGAGUAAAGAAUGAACAAGAAUAUAUGCAGGUUCGUGAUAGAAAUCAUAGAGCUAUUAGCGAAAGCACAAAUUUUCGUGUAGUUAUGUGGGCGUGCUUCGAAGCUAUGGUUCUGGUUUGUAUGACAGUAGGACAAAUUUUCUACUUAAAACGAUUCUUUGAAGUCAGAAGAGUUGUCUAAUUUAAGGUAUAGAAUAAAGUCAUACAUUCAUUGUACAUUUUUCUAUGUGAUUAAGUUAUAAUAGAAUUAAUAAAUUCAAACACUUCACGUUUAUUGUUUUCUCUCGAAUAUAAAAUGCAAACACGCUUUAACAUUGUUGAUAGCAAAACGAAGAUUUCAUAAAUUAAUAGAUUUUUUAUGAAUGAAAUAAUGUAUGUUUAUCUGUAAGAUUUACUUAAACGGUAAAUUUGUUGAAAUAAACAGAAUUUCUUUUUUAUCAGUGGUAGCUGAAAGUUCCAUCUCGUAACCUAAGUAUGUGUUCUUAUAUAUCAUUCAUCAACAUAUAGAGUUAUUUUUAUUAAAA
Molecule: messenger RNA, 1071 nt
Organism: Osmia lignaria (orchard mason bee)
Lineage: Eukaryota; Metazoa; Arthropoda; Insecta; Hymenoptera; Megachilidae
Product: transmembrane emp24 domain-containing protein 2
Source: RefSeq, a predicted model, not a curated record